GAAGACCAACAGCAAGUGCAGCGAGAGGAACGUGUGUCCAGUGGAACCAGAAGCUGGGAGCCCAGCGCUCUGCCCACCCUCCAGCCACUUCCCCAUGGAGGCCAUGGAGUCAGGGGCUCUGCUGGUCCUGCUGGUGGCCACAGUUUGGCAUGGUCAGGGGGUCCCAAUAAUAGAGCCCAACGGCCCGGAGCUGGUUGUGAAGCCAGGGACAACGGUGACCCUGCGGUGUGUAAGCAAUGGCAGUGUGGAAUGGGAUGGACCCAUAAACCCCCACUGGAACCUGGACCCUGAUGCCCCAAGCAGCGUCCUGACUACAAAAAAUGCUACCUUCAGACACACGGGGACCUAUCGCUGCACUGAGUCUGGAGAUCCCUUGGGGGGCAGCGCCACCAUCCACGUCUAUGUCAAAGACCCCGCCCGGCCCUGGAACCUGCUGGCAGAGGAGGUGACAGUGCUCGAGGGUCAGGAGGCCGUGCUGCCCUGCCUGCUCACUGACCCUGCGCUGAAGGGGAGUGUCUCGCUGGUGCGUGUGCGUGGCCGGUCUGUCGCACGUCACACCAACUACUCCUUUUCACUCUGGCACGGUUUUAUCAUCCACAAAGCCAAGUACCUCGAUGGCUGGGAUUACCAGUGCAGAGCCCUGGUGGAUGGCAGGGCGGUCCUGACUGUCGGCAUCCAGCUCAAAGUCAAGAAAGUCCUCAAAGGGCCCCCGGACUUGACACUGGAGCCCGCAGAGCUGGUGCGGAUUCGAGGGGAGUCUGCCCAGAUCAUUUGCAAAGCCAAGGACCCUGACUUCAACUAUGCUAUCUUCCUCAAACGCGGAAACACCCAGCUCAACAUUGCUCCAGAAACAGACUUCCAUGGUAAUGAUUACCAUAAAGUCCUGACACUUGACCUGAAAAAUGUAGCCUUCCAAGACUCAGGCAACUACUCCUGCAUGGCCACCAAUAGUGAAGGCAUCAGUUCUUCUUCCAUGAUCUUCCGGGUGGUGGAGAGUGCCUAUUUGAACUUGACCUCUGAGCAGAACCUCUUCCAGGAGGUUAUUGUGGGUGAGAGCCUCAACCUCAAAGUCAAGGUGGAGACCUACCCUGACCUGGAAGGUUUUAACUGGACCUACCUGGGGCCCUUCUCUGACUACUCACCCAAGCUUGAUUUUGUCACCCACAAGGACACAUACAGGUACCCCUUGUCACCUUCCGUCUGUCUGCAGAGCCCCACAGUCAGAUGGGGGAUGCUUUAG
Molecule: messenger RNA, 1240 nt
Organism: Castor canadensis (American beaver)
Lineage: Eukaryota; Metazoa; Chordata; Mammalia; Rodentia; Castoridae
Source: RefSeq, a predicted model, not a curated record